AUUUUACUUUUCCAAUCCCUUUCUUCCUUCCUCUGCUCCGAGUCCACACACAGAUGGAAGCGGCAUCGAAAUGGAUGACGACGCCGAUGAUACCAUCGCUUCUCCGUUCCCUCCCGUUUUCCAACAACUACUCCGCAACUAGAUCGUUCUCCUCCUCCUCCUCCUCCUCCUUUUUCUCCACCAGAAGCCAUCGGCAGAAUCAACCACUGCUUGUCUCUGCUUCCUGCACAACUCCACCACUUCCCUCAUCGGCCUCCACGACUUCCUUCCAAGGCAUGGUGUUCGAUGUUGGCUCCUCGCCUUCCUGGGACAGCUACGAGAUCGGCUCCCCCGUCGUCAAACGUUACCUCGGCGACGACGAGGCGCGCUGGCUCAUGUGGUACCACGGAAGAGGCGACAAUGUUGACGGCGACUCCAUCGGCAUCGCAGUGUCCGAGGACGGCAUUGAAUGGAAGAGGGCAACCGGUGCGGUCGCUUCCGGCGACGACGUUGGCCAAGUCAUGCUCCCCAACUCCGACUGGUGGGCGUUUGACACGGCCGGCGUCAGGCCCUCGGACGUCCUCAUCAUGUCCAGCGAGAAGAUCACGACUCCGGGCGCCGUCUACUGGCUUUAUUACACCGGAUUUAGCCAGGAGAAACUGGAGAUCGCUAGUGAGGGAGCGGCAUCUCGUUCUCUCCCUCGGUCCGUGUCUCUUCCUGGCCUCGCCAUCAGCCAAGAUGGCCGCUACUGGGCGAGGAUCGAAGGCGAGCACCACAGCGGCGCCCUCUUUGAGAUUGGUUCCGCAGGGGAGUGGGAUUCCUCCUUCGUGGAGUCGCCAAAGCUUGUGUACCAUGGCCGAGAGGAUCUGAGGAUGUACUACCACUCGUUCGAUCAGGCGAACCGCUGUUAUGCCAUCGGCAUUGCCAGGUCCAGGGAUGGGAUUAGGUGGGUGAAGCUGGGGCAGGUCCUUGGCUGCGGCCCCCUUGGAGCUUUCGACGAGGCUGGUGUGAGGAAUGCCCAUGUCGUGAGGAACCAGAUAAAUGGUUCGUACUUGAUGGCCUACGAAGGUUUAUCUGUCGACGGGGUAUCACAUAUUGGCUUGGCGGUGUCUCUGGACGGAUUGAAGGACUGGAGACGGUGCAAUGGCAAGCCAAUUCUUGAGCCUUCCACUGACGAAGAUGCAUGGGAUAACAAAGGAGUAGGGGCGCCGUGUCUGCUCCAAAUUGCAGAUGGAAGGAAAGAAGAAUGGAGGUUGUACUAUAUGGGCAUCGGUAAGGGCAGAGGAACCAGGAUUGGAAUGGCUGUAUCUGAUGGCUUGGAGCACGGUGAAUUCAAGAAAUGGGUGGGAGCACAACUUUAAGCCAAGAUCAAUGGGCUAUUCAUCUCCUCUAGUCCUGUCACACCUGGACCUAGCACAGAGCUAAAAAAGAAGAAUACAUGUGGACAAAAAAGGAGCAAAUUGACUUCGUGGCAAACGACAAAGCAGAGUUUCAUUUACUAAGCCUUCUUUUGCCCAAAGAAGUCAAUUGGAUCGGCAGUUGUGACUCAGCUAAAGAACUUUGGAAAAAGUUUCUAGAACUGCACGAAGGGACCUCAGAAGCUAAACUCACAAGACAAGACCUGCUCCAGAAUCAACUCAACAACCUCUGGAUGAAAAAGAAAGAGACAGUAGCUCAUCUACAUGCAAGACUAAAGGAGUUGAUCACUGGACUAACGAACUCAGAGAAACGGUAACUGAUCAGAACUCCCAAAGGUAUGCAUUAAAUGCGUUCCCUAUUAGAAAUAUUAGAUUAUGCUUGAUUUCUAAAUAAACAUGAUAACUGAAUACAGAAGAAUAAAUCUAUUGUUGCUUUCGACUAUUGAUA
Molecule: messenger RNA, 1845 nt
Organism: Zingiber officinale
Lineage: Eukaryota; Viridiplantae; Streptophyta; Magnoliopsida; Zingiberales; Zingiberaceae
Exons: 2
Coding region: 54-1340 (428 amino acids)
Source: RefSeq, a predicted model, not a curated record